UGAGAAAGUUUGUGGGGAAAGUUGAGCUGAGCUGAGCAGAGAGGGUGGUGGCUGAGACAGGCGGAGGGCCCGACCUGAUUUCCCUGCUGCUCCCUUUGUGGCCUGCUCCACCCUCCGAAUCCCCUCCACUGCAUUCAUGGUCUUGGGAAGUAGGAUGGGGUUUGUGUCCAGGGAACUGGCUUCAUCUCCCUCUUCUACCCCAGCGCCUGUCACACUGAGGUUUAAACAUGCUGUGGCUUGUGCUCACUGAAGAGUCACUCCUACGCUGACAGAGGCAAAAAUCUGCUAACUCAGGGGCAGACUCAACCAGGGCUUCGAAGAGGCCUGGGGAAUGACCCCCCGAUCUCCAAACACGCCUUCCACGGCUGCACGGCUGUGUCAAGCUGUCUCUGCCUCUGUUCUUGGCCCUGGCUCUCUCUCUGUCUAGCGUCCCCUUCCCUGCGCCACAUGGGCCCUCUGUCUCCUGCCAGGACCAAGCGGCUGUGGGGGCCUCGGAGCCUGGGGGUGGCUCUGGGAGUCUUCAUGACCAUCGGAUUUGGCCUGCAGCUCUGGGGGGGGCCCUUCCAGAGGAGGCUCCAGGGGCUGCAGCUCCGACAACCCUGGUUUCCAUCCCUGGGACCGGCUGCUUCGCCUUGCCUGCCCCGGCAGCGACUCGUGUUCCUGAAGACGCAUAAAUCCGGGAGCAGCUCUGUGCUGAACCUGCUUCAUCGCUACGGGGACCGGCACGGGCUGCGCUUUGCUCUCCCUACCCGCUACCAGUUCGGCUACCCAAGGCUUUUCCAGGCCUCUCGAGUUAAAGGCUACCGUCCCCAGGGUGGGGGCACCCAGCCCCCCUUCCACAUCCUCUGUCACCAUAUGAGAUUCAACCUGAAAGAGGUACUUCAGGUCAUGCCUUCUGACAGCUUCUUCUUUUCUAUUGUCCGAGACCCAGCAGCUCUGGCCCGCUCUGCCUUCUCCUACUAUAAAUCCACCUCGUCAGCCUUCCGCAAGGCACCAUCCUUGGCUGCCUUCCUGGCCAGUCCUCGGGCCUUCUACCGACCGGGGGCCCGUGGAGACCACUAUGCCCGAAACUUACUGUGGUUUGACUUUGGCCUACCCUUCCCUCCAGAGAUGAGGACUAACAGAGGGAAUCCUCGUCUCCCCAAAGACCCCAGCCUGCUCCAGCGGCAUGUCUUAGCUUCUGGUGCUGGCCCUCGAGCCCAAAUCCGGGAUCCCAAGGCUCUCUUCCAGCCUGUUUCCACAGUUGCUGACGGCCACAGCCAGCCAGCCAGUCCUGCCUCUUUAGAUUUGGGGUCCUCUCCCUUCAUCCAGUGGGCUCUGGCCUGGCUGGACUCCGUCUUUGACCUGGUCAUGGUGGCUGAGUACUUUGAUGAGUCAUUGGUUCUGCUGGCAGAUGCCCUGUGCUGGGGCGUGGAUGACGUGGUGGGCUUCAUGCACAAUGCCCAGGCUGGAAGGGAGCAGGGCCUCAACGCUGCCAGCAACGGUAAACUGAGUGCCGAAGAUCCGCAGCUGACCGCACGGGCCCGAGCCUGGAACAACCUGGACUGGGCUCUCUACGAGCACUUCAACCGCAGUCUGUGGGCACGGAUAGAGCAAUACGGCCAGAGACGGCUGGAGCGUGCUGUGGCAGAGCUCCGGGCUCGCAGAGAGGCUUUGGCUAAUCAUUGCCUAGUAGGGGGUGAGGCUCUGGACCCCAAAUACAUCACCAACCGGAAGCUCCGCCCCUUCCAGUUUGGGUCAGCCAAGGUUUUGGGUUAUGUACUUCAGAGUGGACUGAGCCCCCAGGACCAGGAAGAGUGUGAACGCCUGGCUACCCCUGAGCUACAGUACAAGGACAAGCUGGAUGCCAAGCAGUUUCCCCCUACAGUCUCUCUGUCCCUUAAGACUUCAAGGCUGCCCUCCCCAUAGGCGUCAGACUACAGAUUGGGACACAAGUGAGGGGCUGCCUGAAGCGAUCUCCGCUUCCCUCCCAAGGGAUGGAAGUUUACCCUGACUCAAGCCCCAAGUCUUCUGGCCUUUGCCUGGGAAUUUCGACAGGUCUCCCUUCACUACACACGUUGCCCCUUUCUUCCCCUUUCUUGUCCCAAGGCAGGUCUGUGUGUGGCCCUCUCUAAACCCCGCUGGAGGGGCAAAAGAUGGAGUAAGCCGAAAAGUUUGGGGCAUGGUGAGCUGCAAUGAUACGCACAUUUUCUAUGAAAUAUUUGUUAUUGGGAUAUGAACGUUUCACUGUGAAGCGUUUGUUGAAUGAAUAAAUGAUAUGAAAUCGUCA
Messenger RNA from Chinchilla lanigera (long-tailed chinchilla), 2269 nucleotides. RefSeq names its product galactose-3-O-sulfotransferase 4 (gene Gal3st4). Gene Ontology annotation, cellular component: membrane. Bases 448 to 1908 code for a protein of 486 amino acids. Lineage: Eukaryota; Metazoa; Chordata; Mammalia; Rodentia; Chinchillidae. Gene Ontology annotation, biological process: glycolipid biosynthetic process. The transcript has 5 exons. The record is from RefSeq and is a predicted model, not a curated record. Gene Ontology annotation, molecular function: galactosylceramide sulfotransferase activity.